GCCGGAGCAAUGUCCUGGGUCCCCACGGAGGACCGUACCCAUAAUACAUAUAAGCGCGACGAUGGACGAUCGAAAGAGGGAUGGGAUCGCGGUGACCAGGUCGGCGUGUCACACUUGUCGAAACAUCCCUCGAGGACCGGUUCAGCAUUGCCCAACAUGUCUUCCAACAAGAUCGAGGAGACCCAACUGGACUCGCCAACCAACGAGAAGAAGAUCGAAAUCUACGAGAAUGAAUACGCUCAACAGGUCCCCUCGGUCGGCUUUGACCCGCUCAACGUCGAUACCAAGGGGAUGACCGAGACGCAACUGAUGCAAGUCCGAUCGGCCGCGUUCGCUGCUGCUGUCGCGCAAGACCCUCUCAACCCGAGGUCUAAAGCGUCGUUCUUGCUAUACUUUUGCGUUUUCGUUACCUUCCUCGGAUCAUGUGCCAACGGGUACGACGGUUCCUUGUUCUCGGGUAUCUCUCCGAUGACCCAGUACCGUGAUCACUUCAAAGUCGAAACGACAGGAGAAGACGUUUCCAAGAUUUUCUCCAUGUAUGGUGUGGGAUCCAUGAUCGGUGCGCUCUUUGCCGGUCCCGUCAGCGACAAAUACGGUAGGCGUAUGGGGAUGUUCGUCGGAGGUUUCUUCAUCGUGGUCGGCAUGGUCAUUGUCUCCUGCGCCAACUCGAUCGGGCAGUUGGUUGGAGGACGUUUCGUCUUGGGUUUCGGUAUCGCUAUCAUGACUGUCGGAGCUCCCGCUUACUGCGUCGAGAUCGCGCCCGCUCAAUGGCGUGGUCGAUUUGUCGGACUGUACAACAACGGAUGGAACGGAGGUGCCAUUCCGGCCGCCAUUGUCUGCUACGCUUGCAACAACAUCAAGAGCAACUGGGCUUGGCGUAUCCCCAUGAUCGGACAGGGAUCCUACUCUAUCGCCGUCAUGGUCCUGGUCUGGUUCCUUCCCGAGUCGCCUCGAUGGUUGCUUGCCAACGGUCGACGAGAGGAGGCGCUCGCUUUCCUCGUCAAAUACCAUGGAAACGGAAACCCCAACUCUGCCCUGGUCAAGCUCGAGAUGCAAGAGAUGGAGGAGGCGCUUGCGGAAAGUACUGGCAGUGACAAGCGGUGGUGGGACUACCGAGGUCUGUUCAUGACCAAGAACUCGCGAUACCGAAUGCUCUCGGUCCUGUUGAUCUCGGUAUUCGGUCAAUUCAGUGGUAACGGAUUGGGAUACUUCCAAAACGUCAUUUACGAAAACUUGGGUUACACCGACGUCAAGACUCAACUCGCGCUCAACUUGGGUGGUUCGUUCUUGGGUGCCGUCUGUGGAGUAACGGGAGCCCUCUUUGCCGACAAGAUGCCUCGAGUCAAGGUCUUGACGAUCGGUACCUUCUUCCUCUCGGUCUUCCUGGCCAUCAACGGAGGACUGUCCGAAUUGAUCGCUCAACAACCCAAGGAUGCAGAUGGUAAAUUCAUCAACCCCAACAACAAGCUCGGUCAGGGAGCUCUUGCGGCCAACUACCUGUUCAGCGUCGUCUACAGUUUCACCUACACCCCUCUUCAAGGAGUCUACCCCGCCGAAAACUUGACCAGCUCGACCCGUGCCAAGGGAUUGGCCGCCUCGGGUAUCAUCGUCAGCCUUUUCGGAUUCAUCAACACCUACGCCGGACCUAUCGCGCUCGAGAGGAUGAAGAACCGAUACAUCUUCGUCUUUGUCGUCUGGGAUCUCAUCGAGACGGCGAUCUGGUGGUUCUGUGGUGUGGAGACUGUUGGAAGGACCAUCGAAGAGUUGGACGAGAUUUACAACCAGAACUACCCGCCGUUCGCCUCCCGAAAGAAGGUCACUGUCGCCAAGACCAGCGAGGACACGAUCGUCCAGGUCGCAGAGUAAUUCAACUUACUCUCCACAUGCCGCUGGAGAUGCGCAGGUCCGAGCAUUCGCUCCUUGCGCGCUUCUCGUUUCGAGCGCAACAGCGUGUUCGUAUCCUUUGUAAUUUAGCUUUGUUAGGAUUGAUGUAUAGGAAGUCCGAGAUAAACGUAUACUGUGAAGGAUUGUAACAGGCAUUCCCAAUAUUGGAUAUACGAAUGAUGGGUC
Molecule: messenger RNA, 2070 nt
Organism: Filobasidium floriforme
Lineage: Eukaryota; Fungi; Basidiomycota; Tremellomycetes; Filobasidiales; Filobasidiaceae
Exons: 15
Coding region: 10-1866 (618 amino acids)
Biological process (GO): carbohydrate transport; transmembrane transport
Cellular component (GO): membrane
Molecular function (GO): carbohydrate:proton symporter activity
Source: RefSeq, a predicted model, not a curated record